Molecule: messenger RNA, 2240 nt
Organism: Calidris pugnax (ruff)
Lineage: Eukaryota; Metazoa; Chordata; Aves; Charadriiformes; Scolopacidae
Gene: GPR88
Product: G protein-coupled receptor 88
Exons: 6
Coding region: 330-2240 (636 amino acids)
Biological process (GO): G protein-coupled receptor signaling pathway
Cellular component (GO): membrane
Molecular function (GO): G protein-coupled receptor activity
Source: RefSeq, a predicted model, not a curated record
GACACCAGCAUUCACCUCUGGCAGCUACAGAAUCCUCAGUUGUGCUCCCGUCUGCUAACAGCUAUCUGCUCCCUAUGGACCCACCUUCUCUAGCUACAGUCCGUGGGAUCUCUUGCUGCCUACCUGCCUUGGACAUCGCCGUUCUCUGGAUCGCUACUGCGAACUGCCUUUUCUGGACCUUGCAGCUCGUAUGACUGAAACCUGCCUUGGAGUCCCUCAGCUGCACAUCCUCCCUUGUGCUCACUGGGAGACUCCUGCAGCAGGAUCUUCUGACCCAGACAAGGAUGGGAUUUACAGGGAGAAGUCAAAACUGAGCUGCAUUCAGCGAGAUGCCCAACGCCUCUUCCUGGAGUGCUAGCUCGCCUCUGCUGCUGCUCUGGGAGGACUCCUCCGGGACGCGCAUCUUCCUGUCGCUGCUCUACGCAGUCUUAGCUAUCUCAGGGACUUUAUCCAAUGUGAUGGUCAUCUACUUAGUCUUCUCCUUCAAGAAGCUACAGACAACCAGCAAUGCCUUCAUAGUGAACGGCUGUGCGGCAGACCUAAGCGUGUGUGCCCUGUGGAUGCCCCAGGAGGCUGUGCUGGGGCUGCUGCCUCCCAACUCCUCCUCCCUUCGUUCGGCGGAGUACCGGCUGCUCCGAGGGGGGCUCCUCGGCCUCGGCCUCACCGUCUCCCUGGCCUCCCACCUGCUGGUGGCCUUCAACAGGUACGUGCUCAUCACCAAGCUGCCCAGCGUGUACCAGGCCCUCUACCAGCGGAGACACACGGGCUGCAUGAUCGGGCUCUCCUGGGCCCUCGCCCUGCUCCUCGUCCCGCUGCUGCCCGGGCUCUGGACGCCGGGCUCCGGCCAGCAGCCGCCCCCGCGGCCGACGGACGGCAGCUCUCGCUACACCGCCCUGCUCCUCGCCCUGGCCGUGCUGGGCCAGACCGCGCUGCUGCUCCACUGCUACCUGGGCAUCGUGCGGCGGGUGCGGGGCAGCGCCAAGCGGGUCAGCGUCCUCAACUUCCACCUCCUCCACCAGCUGCCCUUCCCCGCCGCCCCGCCGCCGCCCCGCCGCGCCCAGCGCCGCCUCAGCAGCGUCUCCGUCCUGCUGCUCUGCUGCGUCUUCCUCCUGGGCACCCAGCCUCUGGUGUGGGUCAGCCUCCUGGGCUUCUUCCUGCGCCCGGCGCCGCCGGCGCUACAGGCCGCCAGCUGGCUGCUCCUCUGCUCCCUCUCGGCCCUCAACCCCUUGCUCUACACAUGGCGCAGCGAGGAGUUCCGCCGGGCGGCCCGCUCCGUCCUGCCCCGCGGCGAGGGCCCCGCCGCCGCCCCGCAGCCCUGGCGGCUUCUCCGGGGCAGCGGGACGGGCGCUGGGCUGGGGGUCUCCCGCCCGCCCGCAGCACGGCCCUGCCCGCCCCCUCAGCGCCGCUCCCCCCGACGGCAGCCGCCCGCCCCCGGGGGCCGGCCAGGACUGCAGCCAGAUCCAGAAAUCUGGGAUAACCGAAACACAAAGGAAGAAAGAAAUAUUCUCACUAGGCAGAACCAGCUCCUGUGGUUCAAGGACCAAGACAAAAGGAACAAAGACAGAGCUGCUAUUAUUGAAAAGCUUUACUUAGGACCAAAGACGCCUUGUGUUCGGGGGCAGCCCUACAAAGUGAAAGAGCUGCAGGUGAAAAAUGGCAUCGUCAAGCCAUACCGUGGUACCCCAGGCCUUCUGGCUGUGCCUCCUAAGGUCUCUCUGGGGGCAGAGGCUGGUGACCUCUACUGUCCAGAAGCUGAUCCAGGAACCAGAGCCAAGACUCCUGGGAUACACAUGUUUACAAGACUGCAGGUUGUGGGUGACAGUAAAGUCAGCCGGCUAAAGAAGGAAGUCAUACCUCAAGUAAGGGGACAUAAUAUUCUGUGCAAAGAAGGAAAUUAUUUAAAGCCCUGCAUGAUGAACUUGGCCUGUUAUGUGCAGUCUUCAUCUUCCGCUGAAGCACCCACUGUUGACUAUCACUUUAAGUUAGACAGUGGACCAACAGUAAAUGCUGCUGAUGUGGCAGAUGAUCUGUUCCUCAGGCAGAUUUUGCCAGAGUAUGUGAUAGUUUUGCACUUCUGGCCUGAGAAUGAUGGGUCUCUCAGUCCAGGUGGCCAACUCUGUCAGGACAAUAAAUCGAUGUUCUUUCUUCUCUGUCCCGGAGGAAGUGUGGAGGAGGGAAGAUGGUCUUCCUUCCAAAGGAUAUUUGCCUUUGCCAUAGUGAUAGAAAAAGCUGAUGAAUAA